Molecule: messenger RNA, 333 nt
Organism: Colletotrichum graminicola M1.001
Lineage: Eukaryota; Fungi; Ascomycota; Sordariomycetes; Glomerellales; Glomerellaceae
Exons: 3
Coding region: 1-333 (110 amino acids)
Source: RefSeq, a predicted model, not a curated record
AUGACUGUCGACAAGGCUUCUACCUGCUGCGGCAAGAGCGCCGAGUGCGUCUGCGCCCAGCAAGCAAAGUGCUCCUGCGGCGAAAAGUCCGCCCUCCACUGCACCUGUAGCAAGGCGUCCACAGAGAACUCCGUCACCGGCCCGCGCUGCUCGUGCCGUGCUCGUCCGGCUGGCGAGUGCACUUGCGAACGCGCCUCCACCGAGAACACGAAGCCCGCCGGCGAGACCUGCGCCUGCGGAGUCCGCCCAGCCGACGCCUGUACCUGCGACAAGGCCGCCGACGGAUCCUUCAACCCGAGCGAGCACGAGACCGACUUCACAACCCGUCGGUGA